Molecule: messenger RNA, 1692 nt
Organism: Aplysia californica (California sea hare)
Lineage: Eukaryota; Metazoa; Mollusca; Gastropoda; Aplysiida; Aplysiidae
Product: midasin-like
Biological process (GO): rRNA processing; ribosomal large subunit assembly
Cellular component (GO): preribosome, large subunit precursor
Molecular function (GO): ATP binding; ATP hydrolysis activity
Source: RefSeq, a predicted model, not a curated record
UGGUUGGGAAAAAAUUGUCAGUUAUGAACCUGGAAAGAUAACCAAUCCUGAACUUGUAUUUAAAAAGCACCAGCCCAUCAUUUAUUUUUUGUGUCUUCUUGUCUCGCCAGAGUGACCCAUGGCGACAUGUGAGUGAAGUGGCUGACCUUGUGGAGGUGGAGCUACGUGACCUUGAGCGUCGUUGUCUGCUGGGACGGGGAGUCAAGGACAUGAAUGAACUCCGUUGUCUAGAGGAAGCCUGGUCUCGCUACACCGCCAUCUCUGAGCCUGAGAACUUAUCGGGAAAAGAAGAGUUGGAAACCUUGAGCUUGCUGGCGAAGACUUUGCAAAGCGUGGUGGACCUCAUGGACAGAGUGAGGACAGAGACUUCUGCAAGUUUCUCCCAGCUGAAGGAACGACUGGCCAGUCUGACCUCAUCUAUAUCCAGCCUGAGGCCCAGUGGCCGAGGGGGCAUGUUUGAGUGGGUGGACAGCAUGCUGGUCAAGGCGGUCAGGGAUGGUCACUGGCUCCUGGUGGACAAUGUCAACUUUUGCAGUGCCUCGGUGCUGGACCGACUGAACGCUCUGUUGGAGCCACACGGAGAGCUCAGCAUCAACGAAAGAGGAACGGUGGACGGACAGAUCCCCAGCAUAAAACCACACCCAAACUUCAGACUUUUCUUUGCAAUGGACCCCCGAUAUGGAGAGAUAUCUCGCGCCAUGAGGAACAGAGGCAUUGAGAUUUACAUUCUAGGCGAGGAGGACGGCUCUUCUUUAGACAGACAAGACAUUCUGCACCUCCUACAAGAUUCCGGUCUGGAGGAUCCCCGUGAUAGUUCCUGGCUGCUGGAUAGUCACAUGACCCUUCAGGCAACGUUGCCUCGUGGUGACCGCCUCACUAUAGUGGACAUGUUGCAGGUGGCCGUUUCCUGCUCUCUGCUGGUCAAGCGUGGAGUGACAAAGUGUGAGGCUUUCCGCCAUGCCAUGGAGGAUGUUUAUGUCAGUCCGCGGAGCACAUUGCAGUUGAAAAAGCACUUGCGAGCUGCCAUCUCCGAAUGCCUGCAGCUCCUGCAGGAGAGUGGUCAGGGGGAGAAGACUCUGAUGUUGUGGAGCCAGGCAGUGCCAGGGGAGAGCAGCUGGAUGCUUCAGCUCAAGGCCAACGCUCGUUUCCUGUUCAGUCAGAUACAGGAAGCUGCUGCCAGCAAGAGUUCUGAUGUGCCUGCAGUUCGAGUCCAGCUGUGUACUGCUGCCGGCAUCGUCCAGUCCUUACUGUCAGAACCAGGUCACUCCCUGCUCGGCCAGUGGUUGGACACAGUGUGGCCCAGUUUCCAGUCAGCCCUGGCCGCUGGUGUGGGAGAGGGCCGGGAGAAGGAGGAAGUGGAUGCGCUGCUGGCGGAUGUGAGAGCUGUCCUGAGCGGCAGUUCUGCCCAUGUCUUCGAGUCUUCGGCUUGGCGGGAUCUGCAGGCCGCUGUGGAGAGGAUGUUUUCUUCCUCCUCGGCUGCUCAAGCCCUCAUGUCGGAGCUGCCUUGGGAUUUGAGCCACAACCCCCAGGCUCUUACCCAUGCGCUCUGGUUUUCUACCAGUGGGGAUGGGGAGGACCCAGGUCAAGAGAUAAGGACGUGUGUUCAGAGAUUGCAACUGGUUCAGCAAGCGUCGGCCGUGGCACAGGCUCUGGGGAAGAAAGUUCAAGAGCUGGAGAAAGUUGUCCUAAAGG